CCGACGGGUCCCCUGAGAGGCUGGUCGACAGACUCGUGAGCCCUUCAGUACGCCUGGUUGCAUAAUAGCGGACGCAUCAUGAUACAGUAAACAGUAAACCUCUCGGUGAGCCAAUGUCACAAUAUUGCAUGGUAGACUACUUGUGACUUUGCAGGGACCUAAAAGAGGUUCAAGUUUUAGACCAGGUAGACAAAAAUCAGACUGAUUAUAGCCACAAUGGCCAUUUGCUCUUUUUACUGUGAUUUCAAUGAAACUUUGUUAAGUCUUGUGUCUAAAGACACUGGUCUACCAAGAUGCAUCAUGGGAACCAUUCCACCAGCUGUUCUGCUUCUGUUGAUGUUACUACUUGGUUUGGUUGAGUUGUUCAAGAAGGGAAGGUUGCAGACUGAUAACAAAGGGAGAACUUUAUUGCCUGAUUUAGAAUCAAAUUCUGUGGAGGAAAUUAUCAGAGCACCAAGAAAAUCCUGUAACUGCAAAAAGCUUUGCAGAUGCUACAAGAAACAUUAUGAACUGAACAGUGGUUCUAUUCAGGCAAUAACAAACCCUGCAGAAUUUGUUCAUGGAGAUAAUCGCACAUCAUUUUUGUACACUUUACAACAGUUCUUGCACAUUUGUCUUGUAUUUGUACCUAUAACGGACCUUAUAGUCAAAGGAGCCAUAGAACCACAGAGAAUUCAAGGCUAUAUCAUGUUCAUGGAUGUUGCCAUGUUCUUAACCUGGAUCUUAGCCUUCAUAGUUCUUCGGUCCCAAAGUGCAAGAUAUUUCAAUGCUCAUGUCAGUAGACAUUCAGUAGGUCUCUUGCUGUUUUGGUCUCUGGCAUUUGUUGUUGAGAAUUUGUCUUUCAUGUCAUGGAACAAUCCUCAUUGGUGGUUUCAAAGAAGUACAAGAAUCAAAAAGGCUGAAUUUGGUUUGUUUAUAUCACGUUAUGUUCUUAAGUUGUUCAUCUUUCUUCUUGGAUUGAAAGGACCUGGUCUUUAUAAACCACUAAAAGUUCCCGUCGAGGAAGAAAAAAAGUUUCUGGAAGGAUCAACGGCAUUAGACCGUAGAGGGGAGUCAGCUUUUAAAGGUAUCUGGAAGAAAACAAAGUUAUUGUGGCCCUUCUUAUGGCCAUCUGACAGGUGGCUUCAGUUUAAGGUUGUCCUGUGUUUCUGUAUUCUUGGAGCUGGAAGAGCUGGCAAUGUUCUUGUUCCAUAUAUGUACAAAAUUAUAGUAAACCGUCUCACACCUGGUGAGGAGGCAAGGAUAACAGAUCCAUGGCACUUGAUCUUGAUCUAUGUAGCAUUGAGGUUUUUACAAGGAGGUGGUACUGGUGGUAUUGGUUUGUUGAAUAACAUCAAAUCCUUUCUGUGGAUAAAGAUUCAACAGUUUACCAGCAGGACUCUACAAGUGCAGCUCUUUGCUCAUCUACACAGCCUAUCACUCAACUGGCAUCUAAACCGUAAAACUGGUGAAGUGAUCAGAAUGGUGGAUAGAGGAGCAAACAGUAUUUACAAUCUGUUAAACUAUCUCCUGUUUACCAUUCUUCCCACCUUUGCUGAUAUUGGAGUGGCUGUUGUUUACUUCAUUGUUGCUUUCAAUGGCUGGUUUGGACUGUUGAUUUUCAUAACUAUGGCUUUGUACAUUGCCACAACAAUUCUUAUCACUGAGUGGCGAACAAAGUAUCGACGUGAGAUGAAUGAAAAAGAUAAUGCAGCCAAAGCAAAAGCUGUUGACUCUUUAUUGAACUUUGAAACUGUGAAAUAUUACAGUGGAGAAGAGUAUGAAGUAGAAAGACUGGACAUGGCUAUUCAGGACUACCAGAAGUGUGAGUGGGACACCUUUGCCUCCCUUGCUAUUCUGAACACAGCACAAAAUUCUGUAAUCACUGCUGGUCUAUUGGCUGGGACACUCUACUGUGCCAAGUUAGUGGUUGAUGGACAGCUUGGGGUUGGGGACUUUGUGUUAUUUGUUACAUACACACUUCAGCUUUAUGUGCCUCUCAAUUAUUUUGGAACUUACUACAGAAUGAUUCAGCAGUCAUUUAUUGACAUGGAAAACAUGUUUGAUCUCUUUCAACAGAAAAGACAGGUACUAGACGAACCGCAUGCCCCUGAUUUACGAGUACCUAGUGGCCUGAUCGAGUUUCGGCGUGUCAACUUUUUCUAUAAUCCAGAAAAACAAAUUCUGAAGGAUGUGUCUUUCACUGUGUAUCCUGGUCAGACUUUGGCACUUGUUGGUCCGUCUGGGAGUGGAAAAAGUACCAUUAUACGACUUCUCUAUCGCUUCUAUGAUCUGGAGUCUGGAUCGAUCUCUAUUGAUGGACAAAACAUCGCAAAGAUCACUCAGAAGUCUCUCCGCAAGGCUAUAGGAGUGGUUCCUCAGGACACCGUCCUAUUUAACAACGAUAUAAGGUUCAACAUUCGAUAUGGCAGAAUAACCGCAUCUGAAACGGAGGUAGAGGAGGCCGCGGCAGCAGCCGACAUGCAUGACAGGAUUUUAACUUUCCCCAAUGUUGUAAACGCCGAUCAGAUUCUUGUUGUGCGCGAGGGCGAAAUUGUCGAAAGAGGAAGGCACGAGGAGUUGAUUUCAGAAGGCGGUGCGUAUGCAAACAU
Molecule: messenger RNA, 2591 nt
Organism: Stylophora pistillata
Lineage: Eukaryota; Metazoa; Cnidaria; Anthozoa; Scleractinia; Pocilloporidae
Product: ATP-binding cassette sub-family B member 6
Biological process (GO): transmembrane transport; heme transport
Cellular component (GO): vacuolar membrane
Molecular function (GO): heme binding; ATP binding; ATP hydrolysis activity
Source: RefSeq, a predicted model, not a curated record